AAGUCCGCAGAAUCCAGUCAGUGAAAAGACCAUUUUCCUGGUUGACCAAAAGGAAGAGUCAACAAUAAUCGUUUAAAGAUGAUCAACCAUGACUUUUUUCAAUCAUCUUGAUCUAUCAGCUACUAUCAUAGAGAAGUUACCAAUAGAGUUAAAAGCCCUGGUAAAUCUUAAAUGGUUGGACUUGGAUUAUUCUUGGGACCUGCAUAAAAUUCCACAUCAGCUAAUAUCUCAUUUUUUGAAGAUGAAUGUGUUGAGAAUGUUGCAUUGUGGUUAUGGUUAUUCUCCAUCUGGUCAAGCAAUAACAGAAGAUACUGUUUUAUACAGUGGUGGUGAAUUAUUGUUGGAGGAAUUGCUCAACUUAAAAUAUUUAAACGUGUGGAGCAUCUGCUUUAGAAGUUCCAGUGCUCUCGGAAAAUUUUUGAGGUCCGCUAAGUUGCAGAUUUCUACUCAAUUUCUAUGCCUUCACUGCUUUGAUGAUUCAAAGUCGCUCAAUGUCUUAGCUUUAGCAUAUCUCAAUCAUCUUCAUACACUAAAUAUUCAUAGUUGUAAAUAUUUGGAAGAGUUGAAGAUUGAGAAUGUGCAAAAUUCACAACCUUAUUAUUCUCAAACCCUUUACACCGUUGGAAUAUAUAUGAUUGCUCCAAAUUCAGGCACAUGACAUGGCCUGUUUUUGUUCCAAACCUCAAGUUUCUUGAAAUACGUCUCUGUGAUGAAAUGGAAGAAAUAAUAAGUGUUAGAAAAUUGGGUAAAGGUUCAGAGAUGUGAGCAAAUCAAAGUUCUUUCGAGAAACUCCAAAGUCUUGAAUUGCGUAAUCUACAAGAUUUGAAGAGCAUCUAUUUGAAGGCUUUGCCUUUCCCUCAUCUAAAGAAAAUUUUAGUACAUGAAUGUCCAAAGCUUAAGAAGCUUCCACUGGAUUUCAAUAGUGCAAAGGAGCGUACAAUCGUUAUUAUGGGACCAGAAGAGUGGUGGAAAGAGUUGCAAUGGGAGGAUGAAGCUACUCUAAAUGCUUUUCUUCCUUGUUUCAAUUCUAACGAUCAGACAAAUCAGAUUAUUAAUAGUUGAUAUAAAGAUCAGGAUUAUAUGUUUUAAAAGGGCAUUGUCAUGGAU
Pistacia vera is the source of this 1107-nucleotide messenger RNA. RefSeq names its product disease resistance protein SUMM2-like. Bases 89 to 658 code for a protein of 189 amino acids. Lineage: Eukaryota; Viridiplantae; Streptophyta; Magnoliopsida; Sapindales; Anacardiaceae. The record is from RefSeq and is a predicted model, not a curated record. The transcript has 2 exons.